Molecule: messenger RNA, 9280 nt
Organism: Coregonus sp. 'balchen'
Lineage: Eukaryota; Metazoa; Chordata; Actinopteri; Salmoniformes; Salmonidae
Source: the annotation of a GenBank genome assembly
AUGCUGUGCCCCAGGAAGAAGCGCCUCACCAGGGAUGCAGAUUUCUCUGCCAUCGCGGUGCCGUCUAUGCGGGGGUCUGGUUACCUGGACUACACCAUAGAGACCCACCCCUCCAGAGCCCUCCAGGCCAUGGAGGACUUCAGAAGGCACGAGAUGCUGUGUGACAUCACCCUCCACGUCACCUAUAAGGACAUGACCGCUGACUUCAAGGUGAGAGGGCUGCUCUUUGUUCCUACUAUACUAUAAAAAGCUGUGUAAGGUGAUACUUGACUGUAAAAUACAGCGUUAACCUUGCGCUUUACCCCAGGGGUUUGCUUAUCAAAGCAAGAGGCUGUCAAAUACUUUAUUAGUUGAAUCGGGUGUUUUACUGCUUGGUUGGAGUAAAAGCCUGCACCCCACCCACAUGUAUAAGAUUGGCCACCCCUCCCCUCCCCCACCAGGUGCAUAAAGUGGUGCUGGCGUCAUGCAGCCCUUACUUCAAAGCCAUGUUCACCAGCAGCUUUAAGGAGUGCCACGCCUCUGAGGUGACGCUACGUGAUGUCUGCCCCCUGGUGGUAGGGAGGCUCAUUGACUUCGCCUACACUUCACGCAUCACUGUGGGGGAGAAGUGUGUGCUGCACGUCCUACUGGCCGCCCUGAGGUAAGAGACUAUGUGGUGACAUGAAUAAUUGGACUGGUAGAUGGUCUAUAUAUAAAGUGCUUCCUGGUGUCUUAUAUGAUGAAUCCUUCUGUACUUUUAAGGCGUGUUGUGACUACCUCAUUGAACAUGUCUAAAAUGUGUGUGUGUGUGUGUGUCAGGUACCAGAUAGAAGACGUGGCUAAGGCUUGCUGUGACUACCUCACUAAAAACUUGGAGCCUGCCAACGUGAUCGGCAUCGCUCGCUUCGCUGAGGAGAUUGGCUGCACUGAGCUGCACCUGAGGAGCCGCGAGUACAUCAACACACACUUCAACGAGGUAGGAACCAUACAUACACACACACACACUUUGUAUCUCACCCGCAUAAUGUAGCCAAUGUGGCUGGCUCUGUGUCUGAAGUCACCUGAAGUAACCUUUCAGAUGUGGGUUGGAUUUGGGCCAAAAUAAUGUUGCUGUUUGUCGAACAGCUGUCAUAUUGCUGUACACAUGAGCUAUUUUAUCAGGAUGUCAUAAAGACUAUAAAACAUCAACGAGACAAAGAUGAUUCUGCCUUUUAUUGAUAGACGUUAGAGGAGCCAUUGUGGCUCCAAGAGGACCUGACAUACAGACUCUACACUCGAGACCAUUAUAGCAUCCAUGAUGUUCUUACACUGUGAAGAGCAGGAAGCCACUGAAGGUGUUAUGGUUUUCGUAGGAAUCCCAGAGCUUCCACAAUGUAGGGAUGCACAUGUACACCGUAUAUCCCCCUUCAUCAGUUCUAGAGUGAAAGCAUUAGAAAUGUGCUUAUCAUCAGGUUUGAGGUGGUAAAUAUGCAGGAUUCUCUGACCAUUCUUGUACAUGUACAGUGCCUUCAGAAAGUAUUCACACCCCUUGACCUUUUCCACAUUUCGUUGUUGCAAAGUGGGAUUAAAAUGGAUUUAAUUGUAAUUUGAUCUACACAAAAUACUCUGUCAAAGUGUAAAAAGAAUUCUAACAUUUAGUAAAAAUUAAUGAAAAAUAAAACACUCAUAUCUUGAUUAGAUAAGUAUUCACCCCCCUGAGACAAUACCUGUUAGAAAAACCUAUGGCAAUGAUUACAGCUGUGAGUCUUUUUGGGUAAGUCUCUAAGAGCUUUGCACACCUGGAUUGUACAAUAUUUGCCCAUUUUAUACUUUUGAAAAAUUAUUCAAGCUCUGUCAAGUUGGUUGUUGAUCAUUGCUAGAAAGCCAUUUUCAAGUCUUACCAUAGAUUUUCAAGCCGAUUUAUGUCAAAACUGUAACUAGGCCACUCAGGAACAUUCAAUGUCAUCUUGGUAAGCAACUCCAGUGUAGAUUUGGCCUUAUGUUUUAGGUUAUUGUCCUGCUGAAAGGUGAAUUUGUCCCCCAGUGUCUGUUGGAAAGACUGAACCAUAUUUUUCUCUAGGUUUUUGCCUGUGCUUAUCUGUAUUCCGGUUUUUUUAUCCUAAAAACUACCUAGUCCUUGCCGAUGACAAGCAUACCCAUAACAUGAUGAAGCCACCACCAUGCAUGAAAAUAUGAAGAGUGGUACUCGGUGAUGGAUUUGCCCCAAACACAACGCUUUGUAUUCAGGACAAAAAGUAAAUUUCUUUGCCACAUUUUGUGCUGUAUUACUUACAGUGAGGGAAAAAGGUAUUUGAUCCCCUGCUGAUUUUGUACGUUUGCCCACUGACAAAGAAAUGAUCAGUCUAUAAUUUUAAUGGUACGUUUAUUUGAACAGUGAGAGACAGAAUAACAACACAAAAAUCCAGAAAAACGCAUGUCAAAAAUGUUAUAAAUUGAUUUGCAUUUUAAUGAGGGAAAUAAGUAUUUGACCCCCUCUCAAUCAGAAAGAUUUCUGGCUCCCAGGUGUCUUUUAUACAGGUAACAAGCUGAGAUUAGGAGCACACUCUUAAUCUCAUCUUGUUACCUGUAUAAAAGACACCUGUCCACAGAUGCAAUCAAUCAAUCACAUUCCAAAUUCUCCACCAUGGCCAAGACCAAAGAGCUCUCCAAGGAUGUCAGGGACAAGAUUGUAGACCUACACAAGGCUGGAAUGGGCUACAAGACCAUCGCCAAGCAGCUUGGUGGGAAGGUGACAACAGUUGGUGCGAUUAUUUGCAAAUGGAAGAAACACAAAAUAACUGUCAAUCUCCCUCGGCCUGGGGCUCCAUGCAAGAUCUCACCUUGUGGAGUUGCAAUGAUCAUGAGAAUGGUGAGGAAUCAGCCCAGAACUACACGGGAGGAUCUUGUCAAUGAUCUCAAGGCAGCUGGGACCAUAGUCACCAAGAAAACAAUUGGUAACACAGUACGCCGUGAAGGACUGAAAUCCUGCAGCGCCCGCAAGGCCCCCCUGCUCAAGAAAGCACAUAUACAGGCCCGUCUGAAGUUUGCCAAUGAACAUCUGAAUGAUUCAGAGGAGAACUGGGUGAAAGUGUUGUGGUCAGAUGAGACCAAAAUCGAGCUCUUUGGCAUCAACUCAACUCGCCGUGUUUGGAGGAGGAGGAAUGCUGCCUAUGACCCCAAGAACAUCAUCCCCACCGUCAAACAUGGAGGUGGAAACAUUAUGCUUUGGGGGUGUUUUUCUGCUAAGUGGACAGGACAACUUCACCGCAUCAAAGGGACGAUGGACGGGGCCAUGUACCGUCAUAUCUUGGGUGAGAACCUCCUUCCCUCAGCCAGGGCAUUGAAAAUGGGUCGUGGAUGGGUAUUCCAGCAUGACAAUGACCCAAAACACGGCCAAGGCAACAAAGGAGUGGCUCAAGAAGAAGCACAUUAAGGUCCUGGAGUGGCCUAGCCAGUCUCCAGACCUGAAUCCCAUAGAAAAUCUGUGGAGGGAGCUGAAGGUUCGAGUUGCCAAACGUCAGCCUCGAAACCUUAAUGACUUGGAGAAGAUCUGCAAAGAGGAGUGGGACAAAAUCCCUCCUGAGAUGUGUGCAAACCUGGUGGCCAUCUACAAGAAACGUCUGACCUCUGUGAUUGCCAGCAAGGGUUUUGCCACCAAGUACUAAGUCAUGUUUUGCAGAGGGGUCAAAUACUUAUUUCCCUCAUUAAAAUGCAAAUCAAUGUAUAACAUUUUUGACAUGCGUUUUUCUGGAUUUUUUUGUUGUUAUUCUGUCUCUCACUGUUCAAAUAAACCUACCAUUAAAAUUAUAGACUGAUAAUUUCUUUGUCAGUGGGCAAACGUACAAAAUCAGCAGGGAAUCAAAUACUUUUUUCCCCCACUGUAAGUGCCUUGUUGCAAACAGGAUGCAUAUUUUGGAAUAUUUUUAUUCUGUACAGUCUUCCUUCUUUUCACUCUGUCAUUUAGGUUAGUAUUGUGGAGUAACUACAAUGCUGUUAAUCCAUCCUCAGUUUUCUCAUAUCACAACCAUUGAAAUCUAUAAUUGUUUUAAAGUCACCAUUGGCUUCAUAGUGAAACCCCUGAGCCGUUUCCUUCCUCUCCGGCAACUGAGUUAGGAAGGACGCCUGUAUUUUUGUAUUGACUGGGUGGUGUAUUGAUACACCAUCCAAAGCCUAAUUAAUAACUUCACCAUGCUCAAAUGGAUAUUCAAUCUCUGUUUAUUUUUAUUUUUAACCAUCUACCAAUAGGUUUCCUUCUUUGCGAGGCAUUAAAAACCUCCCUGGUCUUUGUGGUUGAAUCUGUGUUUGAAAUUCACUAUUCGAUUGAGGGACCUUACAGAUAAUUGUAUGUGUGGGGUACAGAGAUGCGGUAGUCAUUCCAAAAUCAUGUUAAACACUAUUAUUGAUCACAGAGUCCGUGCAACUUAUGUGAAUUGUUAAGGACCGUUUUACUCCUGAACUUAUUUAGGCUUGCCAUAACAAAGGGAUGGAAUACUUAUUGACUCAAGACAUUUCAGCUUUUCAUUUCUUAUUAACUUUGAAAAUGUUUUACAAACAAAAUUCCACUUUGACAUUAUGGGGUAUUGUGUGUAGAUCAGUGACACAAAAUCUCAAUGUAAUGCAUGUUUAAUUCAGACCAUAACACAACAAAAUGUGGAAAAAGUAAAGGGGUAUGAAUACUUUCUGAAGGCAAUGGAAAAGUUGUUCAUGGCAGUGAAUCUCAAGUAGUAGACUCCUCUUACUGUAGCUGUGGAGAUACCUGGAGCAGAGGACAAGAACAUUUUGCAUACAUGCUUUAAUAUAGUUUGAACUCCUAAACUAAAGUCAGUCAAAAACAGUCUAUAUGGUUGGGCCGUAAAGUGACUACCUGUUGUCGGGUCGUAGGCCUUGCCGAUGUUGGUGAUGACUCUGGUGUAGACCAGGGUGGUGACAUUAUUGAAGGGGCCUACAGGUCUAUCGUGGCUCAAACCAGCAGAGAAGGCCACUUUUGGUUUGCCUGUGAACACAGGAGAGAAAACGGUAGAAUUACUUGAUGAUACUGAUAAAAUGACUUUCUUCUAUUCUCAUUCACAGAGUGCAAACUGCAGUAUCUUUUAUGGUUCGAAGGUUCUCAGUGGUAUUCAAUACAUUAUAUUUGUGGAACAGGGAAUUCAGCAGCAAUGUAGAUUUAGUGAAAUUAACUGAUCCCGAACCCAAAAGCAAUGUUCUUUACAUCUGUUUUACUAUAACAUUAGCUCCUCCACCUGGCUCUCAUUGGAACCGUCUGGCCUCCAGGCCUGAAAACAACAGACAUAUUCACACCAAGAGUCACCAGUAACUUUACAUCCAACAUGAAACAAUGUUAACCCUUCCUCAAGUCAUUAUAAACAGUGGGACACUGUGACUGACUUAUUUCCUUCAAUUUACACCUUUACAACCAUACGUGUUAAAUCACCUGGGUUCUUUAUCUUCAGCGUCCCCAUGGUGGCUUCUAAGGUCCACUACUGUGUUUCUCUGCUCCUUCGCCUCAGCCUCACUGGCUGUCACUCUGGCCUCCAUGUUCCUCAGCUUCUCUCUCUGCUCCACCACGAUGGUUCCCAGGUUGUGCACCAUGUCUCUCAGCUCCUUCAUCUCAGUCCCGAUGUCAGGGGUGGUGGUCUGUUCGUUGGUCGUCUCUGUAGCUUCGGUCCCUCGUCUCUCUAUCUGAACCUCACUCACCCUGCUCUCUCUCCCUGCACUGUGACCCUGUUGAGUGACAUCACUCUCUCUGACCCCUCCACUCUCCUCCUGAGUCCAUGACCCAGACAGACAGAACAGCAACACCAGCAGAGCUACAGCACCCCUCAUUCUGUAACGACACCUGUUCAGAUAUGAUGCACUUUGUGAGGCUCAGACCCCUUCCUUAUAUACACACAUCUCAGUUAAGCAGUACCUUUACAAGAGACACAUCAUUAGAAAUCAAGGUAAAAACAAGAACAUUUGAUCAAAUAAGUUUCAUUUUGGGGCUGGUAAGUUCUAUCAAUGUUGUAAAGACCAUGAGAAGUCUGCAACUGUUGUUUGGUGAAGGGUCCCCUGACGUCAGCUGUUCUCGCUUUAACGUUAGACAAAAACAGUGUGCUUAGUCAUGACAUAGAUUAUUGACGGACUGUGUUUUUUGUGUGUGAUUAUGUGACGCGUGUUGACUGCGUGUCUAAUUGUCCCUACCCCAGGUAACCAAAGAGGAGGAGUUCUUCAGUCUGUCUCACUGUCAGCUUUUGGAGCUGAUCAGCCAGGACAGCCUCAAGGUGCUCUGUGAGUCCGAGGUAUAGAUUUGAUUUAUAUUCUAUUCUAUUGUUUAUCCUGAGGUGUAUAUUUCUAUACUUCACUUAUAUGCAAACCUUUCUAAAAACCUGUUUUCGCUUUGUCAUUACGGGGUAUUGUGUGUAGAUUGAGGAAAAAAAUGAAUUUGAUCAAUUUUCGAAUAAGGCUGUAACGUAACAAAAUGUGGAAAAAGGGAAGGGGCCUGAAUACUUUCCGAAUGCACUGUACUUCACCUAUAUGCAUAUUUCUAUGUGAAAAUCAAGAUAACCAUCUGUUUGACCAUGAGCUCCUUGGUGACAGGUGUACAAGGCGUGUACAGACUGGGUGCGUUGGGAUGUGGAGAGCAGAGCGCCGUAUCUCCACGCCCUCCUCAAUGCUCUCCACGUCUAUGCUCUGCCUCCCAAGUUCAUCAAGAUACAGCUCCAGUCCUGCCCCAUCCUCAGCAAGGCAAGUCACUAUCUAUGAAACCUAUGUCAUUUAUUCAUCUGUGACCGGCUACUGGGAUUGAUUUAUAGAUUGAGGAAUACCUAAUUCUAUCAUUUUCUAUUUUCAUGUUCCUUUCUUCCUUCCUUCCUUCCUUUAAUCCAGGCCAACUCAUGUAGAGACUUCCUGUCUAAGAUAUUCCAGGAAAUGGCAUUGAGGAAGCCCCUCCCCCCUGCGCCUCACCGUGGAACACAGCUUAUCUACGUAGCUGGAGGGUACUCUACAACCAUAUGAUGGGAUGGGGUGUAGUAGGAUAGUAUAGCAUAGUAUACGAUACAAUACAAUGAGAUAAUUAGAUGAUAUGAUAUCAUAUGAGUAUGAUGAUAGAAUCCUGAUGUGGUCAUGGUAUGUACUGUCUGAUCCUCCUGUGUUCCAUCCCAGGUAUCGGCAGCACUCUCUGUCUUCUAUGGAGGCCUAUGACCCUGGUAGGAACGUCUGGCUGAAGCUAGCUGACAUGGACUCUCCCUGCAGUGGUCUGGGCUCCUGUGUGCUGUUUGGCCUGCUCUACACGGUACACGCACGUACGCACACACCUUGCUUUCUACGGCCUUGUCUGUCUAUCUAACCCUUCCUCCUCUUUCUCAGGUGGGAGGCAGGAACCUGUCCCUACAGAACAACACUGAGUCCAGUUCCCUGUGCUGCUACAACCCUAUGACCAACCAGUGGAGCCAGCACGCCUCCCUCAACACCCCCAGGAACAGGGUGGGGGUGGCCGUGGUGGACGGGAGCAUUUACGCCGUAGGGGGGUCCCAGGGCUCCACACAUCAUAACACUGUGGAGAGGUGAGGAGGGGGGAGGUGAGAGAGAGCGAGAUUCCCCAAGAUAAUGUAGAAAUUCCUGAGCCCAAGGUGGGGGACUAAUUAGUGUGACAGCUUUUGGUCCUGCUGUGUUGGGGCCCACUUCCAAGGAAUGUCAAUCCGAUUGGGAAUGCUUCACAACUCGCUGCUGUGCGGCUAACCGGUAGGAAAAUAUCUUCACCGGAAUGCCGUUACAGGAUCCGUGGCUCUGGUAGAAUACCUCAGAGAUGUGUCCUUCCUUCCUUCCUUUCCUCGCCACUGCUCUCCUUUCCUCCCACCCUCCCACAAAGCUUGUUACUAGACACCGCACAAAGCUGGUAGCUUUAGUUAAUCCACUGUAAGUUACCUUGCUCAUAUACAUUGGGUUAGUUAUACUAUCUAGCUCACACUGAUGGGUCCUACAGUCCCAUGCACUCAGGUCAUGAUGAUGAUGAUAACAAUGCUAAUGAGCAUUAAAGUUGCACUAUGCAGAAAUCGCGCCGCCAUUUCCUGGUUGCAACAUUUUGAAUAGUUCCCCCAAACAAGCAAGUAUAGUGUAGAGAAUCAUUGUACCAUCUAAACCGCUGUGAAAUGUAUUUUCCAUAACCAAAUAUAUUGUAUUUUCAGCUGUUUGAAGCUGGUGUACAAAUCCGAAAGUAAAAGAUGCAAAAACGAAACUUAAGAACGGGAAGAAUAGAAAUAACACAUAGAACAGAUCUACUGCUUCUUAGACUUGCUUUUUUUAACUCACAUUUCUAUGUGAAUUUGGUCGGGUCACCCAAAAAGUUACAUAUUGCAGCUUUAAGACAACCACCACCAUAAAUUCUCUCUCUCUCUCUCUCUCUCUGCCAGGUAUGACCCAGAGGCGAACCGCUGGGUGUUUGUGAGCCCCAUGUCAGUAGCCCGUCUAGGGGGCGGGGGUAGCAGGUUGUGGGGGGUCUCUGUACGUGGUGGGGGGGUUCGACGGCCAGAACCGCUGGAACACAGCAGAGAGGUUCCACCCUGACUCCAACACCUGGCACCAACUUGCCCCCAUGACCACUGUACGCAGUGGACUGGGUGAGUAUGUGUGCGUGCGCACGUGUGUGUGUGUGUGUGUGUGUGUAUACACCUGUGGAUAACGUCUCCCUCUGUGUGUGUGUAUAGGUGUGGUGUGUGUGGACUCGUACCUGUAUGCAGUAGGAGGGUAUGACGGUCAUACCCAGCUCAGCUCCAUGGAGAGGUACAGUGUAACCAGAGGUACUGUGUGGGAGCCAGUGGCCUCCAUGCAGCACUGCCGCAGCGCUCAUGGAGUCACCAUCUACCAGGGACGCAUCUUCGUACUGGGUGAGUCUGGAGAAACCUACCAUCUCUCUGGAGAGUUUGGCCAACUUUAGAACGAGAUACCAUGUUGCUGCCUCUGAGCCUUUGAUUCACUUAUCCUCUUUCCCUCUCUCUCUCUCCCUCUCCCCCUCCAUCCCUCUUCCUCUUCCUCCCCCUCCAUCCCUCUUCCUCUCCCUCCAUCCCUCUUCCUCUCCCUCCCCUCCAUCCCUCUUCCCCCCCCCCCCCCCCUCCAUUCCUCUUCCUCUCUCCCCCUCCAUCCCUCUUCCUCCCUCCUACCUCCAGGUGGUUUUAACUCCACAGGGUUUCUGUCCAGUGUUGAAAGUUACUGCCCUGACACCAACCAGUGGACGUCCGUCACCAACAUGUUGCUAGGACGCAGUGGAAUGGCCGUCGCAGUAACCAUGGAGCCCUGCCCCGGCAACCUGCCCGUGGAGGAAGAAGAAGAGGAAGUGACAUACAGUUAG